This is a messenger RNA of Pelobates cultripes (western spadefoot toad), 432 nucleotides long. NCBI's taxonomy places the organism in Eukaryota, Metazoa, Chordata, Amphibia, Anura, Pelobatidae. The record is from the annotation of a GenBank genome assembly.
AUGAUGCUUCACACAAUAAGUGGAACCCAGCACUGCAUUCCAGAAGCACGGAGAAACGACAGCCUGGAUUACAAGUCUGGAAAGGGCCGCGAUGAUGGAAUGCAUCGAUGCGUUCCAGCACGGACAUAUGGCAUUAGAAGGACGUUACCCAUGGAACCCAGCGAUGCGUUCCGAUGCGGACAUAUUGCAUUCCAGAAGCACAGAGAAACGACAGCCUGGAUUACAAGUCUGGAAAGGGCCGCGAUGAUGGAAUGCAUCGAUGCGUUCCAGCACGGACAUAUGGCAUUAGAAGGACGUUACCCAUGGAACCCAGCUAUGCGUUCCGAUGCGGACAUAUUGCAUCAUAAGGACGUCAUGCCGGCACUCCAGGAAGCACCCAGUGGUGGUCAUUUUCAACCUAUUAAAGAGGAACAAGCGGUUCUGGAGAAUUGA